GUCGAUUCUCUGCAGGUUUCAUUGCAAGACAGCAGCUUCUCCUGAGCCAAACAGUUAAAGAGAGAAGCAGCGAUGAGUUUUUCUGCAGCAGCAGCAACUGGGUUUGUUGUCCUGUUCCUUUCUGUGACAGUGGGAAAAGAUGAACCUGCCUGGUCAGUUAAAUAUGAUCCAUCUCAGAUCUGUGCCUUUAUAGGAUCAACAGUGACGAUAAAAUGCUCCUAUAAAUAUCCAUCUAUAAUACAUGGAAUAAAAACAGAAGUUAAAAAAAGGUUCUGGUUCACUAAACUAAAUAAUCGAGUCCCUGUGAAUCUGAUGAAGGACUCUGACUAUAAAGGUCGAAUAACUUAUAACUUUACAGAAAGCAGCAGCAGCAGCAGCUUUCUGACAAUCAAAGAUCUGAAACAAAGAGACUCAGCCGAGUACAAGUUCAGGUUCAUAACAAACCGACCAGGUGGAGAAUUUACUGGAUCACCUGGAGUCACCUUGACUGUUCUAGAUCCAGACCUCAGAGUUCAGGUCAGAAGAUCAGAGACGCAGACGGAGCUGAAGUGUGAAAGCAGCUGUGAUCAAAUCAAACCUCCUUCAUAUGUUUGGUUCAACAAAGAGAAGAAAAUGGAGCAACAGACUUCUGCUAUAGUCGUCUCAGUCAGAGAUGGAGGCAGAUAUUCCUGUUCUGUUAAAGGACACGACGAUCUCCGCUCUCCCUCUGUGUAUGCUCCAGAGUCUCUCUCUGCUAAACUGAUGUCCUCUGGUCAGAUAACUGAGGGACGUUCAGUGACUCUGAGCUGCAGCAGUGAUGCUAACCCAGCAGCUGAAUACACCUGGAGGAAGAACAACAACCAAUCAGUUGUCAGUAAAGACCAACAGUUUAUCCUCAGCUCCAUCCUGUCCUCAGACUCUGGACAGUAUUACUGCACAGCUCAGAACCAGCUGGGAGAGAAAACAUCUGGACUCGUCUCUGUCCAGGUCACAUAUGCUCCCAGGCCUCCCUCUGUGUCAGUGACUCCCUCUGGUGAAAUCAUGGAGGGCAGCCUGGUGACUCUGAACUGCAGCAGUGAUGCUAACCCAGCAGCUAAAUACACCUGGAGGAAGAAGAACAACCAAUCAGUUGUCAGUAAAGACCAACAGUUUAUCCUCAGCUCCAUCCUGUCCUCAGACUCUGGACAGUAUUACUGCACAGCUCAGAACCAGCUGGGAGAGAAAACAUCUGGACUCGUCUCUGUCCAGGUCACAUAUGCUCCCAGGCCUCCCUCUGUGUCAGUGACUCCCUCUGGUGAAAUCAUGGAGGGCAGCCUGGUGACUCUGAGCUGCAGCAGUGAUGCUAACCCAGCAGCUAACUAUAGCUGGUACAAGGAGGGAGAGGAGGCGCCAAAAGCUUCAGGACAAAACUUCACCAUCACUAACAUUUUGUUCAAGCAGAGAGGAAACUAUUACUGUGAAGCUCAGAACAGCAGAGGGCGCUGUAACUCCACUGUGACCGUGAACGUUGUGGCAGCACCAAGGAACCGAGUCGCUGCUGCUGCUGCAGUUUCUGCUGUUCUUCUGAUUCUCAUCCUCAUCUGCCUCCUUGUGUGGCUCAUCAGAAAACCCAAAGUGUGGAAGCAGCAGUCCAGACCUGGAGCAGGACCAGUUCCCAGUGAACAGGUGAACUCAGCAGAGGAAAGUGUUGUCUACUCUGUUGUCCACUUAGCAACGAAACAGGAAGAGCCUCUUUACUGCAACACGGUCCAACUUGGUCCAACUCGGCCCAAGAGACACAAGAAGAGGAAGGAAGAAGAGACGGUGGAGUAUGUCUCUGUUAACUGUGGCAGAACCAGGACUGAUGCAAGAACCGAGUCUGAACAGCAGGACAGUGUGGAGGAUCCAGCUGCCUUGUACAGCAAAGUCAACAAACCAGGAAAGAACAGCAGAGAAACUCCUGCUGGUUUCUAAAUGACUUUUACUUUGAUUCUCCAUCAGUUUAUCCAGAGAAACUCCUGCUGGUGCAGAAAUUAUAAAGCACUUUUUGUUUCUCUCUUGCUUUUCUGUUAUUUGUUUGCAUUUCCUCUAAUUCAUGUAAAA
This is a messenger RNA of Xiphophorus maculatus (southern platyfish), 2061 nucleotides long. Its product is annotated as B-cell receptor CD22-like. The transcript has 11 exons. Bases 73 to 1932 code for a protein of 619 amino acids. The record is from RefSeq and is a predicted model, not a curated record. Lineage: Eukaryota; Metazoa; Chordata; Actinopteri; Cyprinodontiformes; Poeciliidae.